Leptinotarsa decemlineata (Colorado potato beetle) is the source of this 862-nucleotide messenger RNA. RefSeq names its product basement membrane-specific heparan sulfate proteoglycan core protein. Gene Ontology annotation, biological process: receptor-mediated endocytosis; homophilic cell-cell adhesion; synapse organization. Gene Ontology annotation, molecular function: protein binding; axon guidance receptor activity; hormone binding. The record is from RefSeq and is a predicted model, not a curated record. Gene Ontology annotation, cellular component: plasma membrane; signaling receptor complex; neuronal cell body. NCBI's taxonomy places the organism in Eukaryota, Metazoa, Arthropoda, Insecta, Coleoptera, Chrysomelidae.
GAAAGGAAGAAAGUAAUNCUCGUGAAGACAUUCUUACCGUUCUGGCCAAUGUCGGUACCAUUCUGAUCAGAGCAACACAGUCCAGCGACACCGGUACCGCGUACCUGAGCGAUAUAACCCUUGACACGGCAGUCGACCAGUACACAGGAAAACCAAGAGCAAGCAGCGUGGAAGUAUGUAGAUGCCCGCCAGGGUACAGAGGAUCGUCUUGCGAAGCUUGCGCUUCGGGAUACUACAAAGAUCUCUACAUCGACCAGAGCAGACCACUUGGAUCCUGUUCCAGGUGUCCGUGCAACAACAGAGAGGAGAGUUGCGAAACUGGACCGGAUCAGAGAGUGAUUUGCCACUGCAAGCCAGAUUAUUAUGGAAAUCAGUGCGAAUAUGGACCUGAUAUUUCAACAACCACUACUGAAGGUCCAAUCACUACCACCAAUUCUCCUGUAUCGACCAUAGAAGUUAGUAUCAAGGUGCCCACUAUAGGAAUUUACGAAGUUGGUAGCACCGUCAGAUACAACUGUUCAGCUAGAUCCCGUGUUUCCUCAAGGACCGAAAUUAUUUGGAAGAAGGCGGAAGGUGAUCUACCAUCUCGAGCAAUUGAUAACGGAAGAGGAAUCCUGGUAAUAACCAAUCUUCGAGUAUCAGAUUCUGGUCGUUAUAUAUGCGAGGCUAGUGAUGGAUAUUCUAUUGUCACCUCCAGCGUGGACCUCAAUGUUGGAGAACGUCAAGAUCAAGCACCUACAAUUGCUCUCUCCCAAUCUCGAAUUGAUGUGAAUGAAAGCCAACCUGUCAGUUUACAAAUUGCUGCUACCGGAGUUCCAGUUCCAGACAUCAGUAUAGUUCGACCAGACGGACAGCGAAUAAA